GAAAGUGGACAGCAGAAGCUGAUAAUGGAGGUUGAAAACUUCACUAUGGUGUCAAAAUUUGUCUUAUUAGGACUCACUAAUGACCGUAAGACCCAGAUUUUGCUUUUUGUGGUCAUCCUCAUUUUCUAUCUAUUUAUUCUUGUGGGAAACUUUGUGAUCAUCAUACUGGUGUUAGCUGACUCCAAGCUUCAUACACCUAUGUACUUCUUCUUGACUCACCUCUCCAGUCUGGAGAUCUGUUAUGUCUCCAGCACUGUGCCCCAGAUGCUGGCUCAUCUCUUCUCUGGAAAUGGAACCAUUUCUUUCAUACGUUGUACAACUCAGAUGUACAUUGCUUUGUCCUUAGGUAGUACUGAAGGAUUUCUGUUGGGGGUCAUGGCCUAUGAUCGCUAUUUGGCCAUCUGUCAUCCUUUCAUGUAUACUGUUGCCAUGGACAAGUGGCGCCAAAUGCAACUCACCAUAGCUUCAUGGGUUGGUGGCUUUCUCCUGUCUGUGAUGAAUGUGGGCUGUACAUUACGCCUCCCCUUUUGUGGCCCCAAUCGUAUCAACCAUUUCUUCUGUGAACUGCCAGUGGUGUUAAAACUUGCCUGUGCUGAUACCUAUGUUACUGAGAGCAUAAUUUUUGGAGCAGCGGUUCUGAUCCUGUUGAUUCCUCUUUCAGUUAUCCUGACUUCCUAUGGGCUCAUUCUAUCAACUGUAUUACAGAUGCAGUCAGCAGCUGGCCGAAGCAAAGCCUUUUCCACUUGUGCUUCCCAUUUGGCGGUGGUCACGCUGUUCUAUGGCACUGUCAUAGCUAUGUAUAUGAGACCUCGGUCAAGCACAACUCCAGACAGUGACAAGAAAAUUGCUGUCUUUUACAUUGUAGUCACCCCUCUGCUCAACCCUAUUAUCUAUACCCUGAGAAACAAGGAUGUUCAUGGGGCAUUGGCCAAGAUGCUAAAUACCAAACACUAA
This is a messenger RNA of Pseudonaja textilis, 954 nucleotides long. RefSeq names its product olfactory receptor 2D3-like. Lineage: Eukaryota; Metazoa; Chordata; Lepidosauria; Squamata; Elapidae. Gene Ontology annotation, molecular function: G protein-coupled receptor activity; olfactory receptor activity. Gene Ontology annotation, cellular component: membrane. Gene Ontology annotation, biological process: G protein-coupled receptor signaling pathway. The record is from RefSeq and is a predicted model, not a curated record.